Messenger RNA from Juglans regia (Persian walnut), 834 nucleotides. RefSeq lists its product as uncharacterized. Gene Ontology annotation, molecular function: nucleic acid binding; RNA-DNA hybrid ribonuclease activity. NCBI's taxonomy places the organism in Eukaryota, Viridiplantae, Streptophyta, Magnoliopsida, Fagales, Juglandaceae. The transcript is spliced from 2 exons. The coding region runs from base 1 to 834 and encodes 277 amino acids. The record is from RefSeq and is a predicted model, not a curated record.
AUGGAACACUGGACAGUAGACAAAUUGAUAGAUGACCAGACGAAAGGUUGGAACUUGGACCUUCUGAAGAACAUACUCAGUGAAGAAGAUAUUAGCAAUAUAUCUAAGAUUCCUAUCAGCCGGAGGGGUAUCGCGGACAAACAGGACUUAUUGAGCCACCUAAAAUCAGAAGUAAGCGAGGGAGACUUCAAAGUUUUCACAACCACAGUGUACCUAGUUUGGAAGAGAAGGAACGAACUGGUGUUUGAGAAGAAAUUCGAGAACCCCUCCAAGCUCAUCUAUAACAGUUACCAGAAACUGAGAGAUUUUAAAGAUGCAAACGCAAGCUGUCCCUCCAGACAUAGUGACAGGCCCCAAGCAGCAGAAUGGACUCCUCCACAAGUGAAUGGCUUCAAGGCAAACUGGGAUGCGGCUGUUGACAGAUCAAGGUGCAAAAUUGGCAUAGGGGUGGUGGUGAGGAACUGGGAAGGUAAGGUAAUUGCUACCAUGAGAUCUCAAAGGACUUUGUUUCCGGAGGCAAAGCUGGCUGAGGCUUUGGCGGCUCUAAAGGCUGUAAUCUUAUGUAAACAUCUACAGCUUCAAAACCUCAUAUUGGAAGGUGACGCACUCAAUGUGGUUCAAGACAUUAACGCAGAGAGAAGAGAUUGGAGCACAGUAGGUCUAAUGAUUCUAGAUAUUAAAGCAGAACUUAGAGGAUUGAAAUCCUGGUCAUUUCAUCAUAUACCUAGAUCAUCAAAUUGUAUGGCGCAUAGUUUAGCAAAGGAUGCUGUAAAACUCUCUGAGAAGAGCAUCACUCUGGAGGAAGCCCCUCCAUGUAUCCAACAUUUGCUGUAG